AUGUGCGGAUCAGGAAGUACAGAAAAUCGUUCUGGUUUCAGCACCUAUAGUUUAGAAAGUUAUGGCAGUGGGAAGAAUGAUGGACUGUUUAGUAUGAAUACAAAGGAGACUAUGAUGGUUUUAAAUGACCGACUGGCGACCUACCUGGAGAAGGUGGCAUCACUGGAGAUGGAAAACCAACGACUGGAAAGGAAGAUCAAAGUGUGGUAUGAAAAAAAUGUGCCUCAACAACUACCUGACAACAGCAAAUACUUGAAGGUCAUUGAGGAGCUUCAGAAAGAGAUAUUGGAUGCCAGAAUAAAAAACAAUCGAGUUUUUCUGCACAUAGACAACGCCCGUCUUGCAGGAGACGACCUUCAAACCAAGUAUAACAUGGAGCUCAGUUUGCAUAACACCAUAGAAGCUGAUGUAGUUGACCUUCGCAAAGGUCUGGACGGGCUGACGCUGGAACGAUGUGAGUUGGAAUUUCAGCUUGAGCAGCUUUCGGAGGACCUAAUACUUCUGAAGAAAAACCACAAUGAGGAAGUGGACAACCUCAAAGAACAGCUGGGCGCCAGAAUCCAUGUGGAAGUGGAUGUUGCUCCUGCUAAGGACAUCAAUAAAGUUUUGGCUAGUAUUCGUAAUGAAUAUGAAAGUUUGAUGGAAAGGAACCUAAAAGAUGUUGAGAAAUGGUUUGUCACACAGAGUGAAGAAUUAAACAGUCAGAUGGUGUCAGGAGCUGAACAUCUUCAAACAGUGAAAUAUGAGGUCAUCGACUUGAAUCAUACAAUACAGAAUCUGGAAAUUGACCUACAGACUCAGCUAAAUACUGUAGGUUGACAGUACAAACAUACACACACAGAGAUGCAAAGAA
Messenger RNA from Nanorana parkeri, 853 nucleotides. Its product is annotated as keratin, type I cuticular Ha6-like. Lineage: Eukaryota; Metazoa; Chordata; Amphibia; Anura; Dicroglossidae. Bases 1 to 819 code for a protein of 272 amino acids. Gene Ontology annotation, molecular function: structural molecule activity. The record is from RefSeq and is a predicted model, not a curated record. The transcript is spliced from 5 exons.